AUGCCUCAAUCUCCGACAACAUCUGCGGCUUCCGACUGGCGACGCGGAGCCCCGGGGAUCAACAAUCUUCUGAAACACGUUCUGGCCACGGGACAGAUGACCGAUGUGCAGUUCACCGUCGGACGCCAGCAUGGAGCCGCGAAAAUAUUUCAGGCUCACAAGUUCAUCCUCUGUCUGAAUAGCGACGUGUUUGACGCCAUGUUCAAUGGAGGAUUGCCGGAGAGUCGAGAAGAGCCGAUUGAUGUCAUGGAGGUUCUGCCAGAAGCAUUUUCCAUCAUGCUCGGAUUCAUGUACACUGGUUCAGCACGAGGUAGUCUGCGGGUGGAGAACGUUUUCCAGGUUAUCUACUGCGCCGACAAGUACAAUCUGCCGUUCCUCAUGGAAAAAUGCCUGGAAUUCGUCCGCAGCCAUUUGAACGCCGACAACUGCUUGGUGUAUCUCGAAAAUGUGAAACCAUUCAAACAUGACAGCGUUGCGGCCUGCGUGGAAAAGUGUUUGGCAGUGGUGGAUGCGUCGACUGACGCUAUUUUUCAUUCGAAGCAGUUCAUGGCGAUUAGUCAAGAUACACUGGGGUUGGUGCUGCAGCGAAAUGCUUUGUCGGCGGAUGAGAACAGCAUCUACACGGCCGUGGAAGAGUGGUCUGUGGAGGCAUGCCGCAAGAACAACCUCAAACCGUCCAGCGGCAAUCGGCGUCAGAUGCUGGGCGCAGUCUUGUCGCUUAUCCGUUUUCCAUUGCUCACCGAUUCUCAGCUGGUCAACGGUCCUGACAAGAGUGAACUACUUACGGAAAUCGAACUACUUGCUAUCUACAAGUACAAGCACGCCAAUGUUAAACCGCCGCUCGGCUUUCCGGUUGAACCGCGGAUGUGUACCGGUUUUAUCGAUUUUCAGUGCAAGGAGCUGGUGUUUGUUCGGGCCGGGAAUACAGGCUGGCUGCCCGGAGAGAUUAGUGACAGAAACGGAAAUGGUAUUACCGUCAACAUCCAGGCCAAAUCGGUGACCGUAUAUGCUCCGGAUCAGAUCGUGCGAGCGUCCGAUAUCUUGAAAAAGCAUCAAAUGAUUAUUGCUUGGCGGAAUUGCUGCUUUAAUUCAGCGGAGUACUGCGGUUUAGCGGCUGCAAGCGGUCGGCACAUUGUCCACGUCGCAGACGGAAACGUUGAGGUCGACUUCAUGGAUCUCGUGAUUAGUCGCAAUCAAAUGACGCUCUGGAAAGUAGCGAAAUCCGGAGGUUUAGGCGGGUAUGUUUAA
Paramacrobiotus metropolitanus is the source of this 1248-nucleotide messenger RNA. Its product is annotated as BTB/POZ domain-containing protein 1-like. Gene Ontology annotation, molecular function: protein binding. The record is from RefSeq and is a predicted model, not a curated record. The coding region runs from base 1 to 1248 and encodes 415 amino acids. The transcript is spliced from 6 exons. Lineage: Eukaryota; Metazoa; Tardigrada; Eutardigrada; Parachela; Macrobiotidae.